AUGGCCACGGCUUCCAGCAGAUCGGUCUCCGAUUUACCGCAAGCCCAAGUUGACGCGAUAAUUCGCACGAAGCGCAAAGCGCGCGAACCCAAAGCCUGCUAUCCUUGUCAUGCGCGGAAGGUCAAAUGCGAUCGCAAUCUGCCGUGCGACGGCUGCGUCAAGCGCGACCAUGCAGAUCUUUGCUCCUACGAACGCCCUUCGAAGAAACGCUCGCAGGCUUUUCAUGAGAGCCCUUCAAUCGACAGUGCAUCGGCAGCGCCUAUGGUAGAUUAUUCGGCCGGGUAUCCGUACGAUGAUGCCCCGGUAAGCGUGAAACAGGAACCGGCACCAGCUCGAUCGAAUGGCGCGGCUACUGGCGGUCGGGUGUCGAUUGCCCGCGAGGAAUGGGACAAUGUGCGCAACAGAUUGAAAGAAAUGGAAUCUACCAUUUCCAACCUUCGGGUUGGAUUGGAAAGGGUUGAAGAUGCCCCGACCUCUCUGGAAACUGGAAGCGUGCAGAGUGGCGGUGCGGGUUCCCGCUCCAAGGGUGCUUCGCCGGAACGCGAGGGCAUCCAUGCUGCGAAUACUCUGGGCAAAGGCACUGUUCAUCUCGGAUCCCGGUCCGUUCUGGCUUAUAUCUUGAAUAACCAAUCUGGCUCCGAUCAGCUGCAAGCUCUUUUGGAGGGAGGAAUACUACCUAAGCUGGGUCUGGAUAAUGAGUCUGCGACUUAUCCAUUUGUCGAUCUAUGGUCAUCAGAUAUGUCGACUUUCGAUAUCAGUGCUGUCUGCAGCGCCCUUCCUUCUGACGAGCAAUGCAGAGUAUUCUUCUACUGCUACAAGGAGAUCUCAGGAGCGAUAUAUCCUGUGUUGGAAGACAUUUCUGCGUUUGAAAAUACUCUCGAACUUUUAAUACAGACCAGAAUUUCUGUUGGAGGCGAGUACCGAACGGAUACCGAUGAGGCUGAAAAUCCCUUUGGAGUAAGCAUUGCCUACCUGGGUCUAUUGUUUGCUAUUCUUGCCUCCGGAUGCCAGUCAUCUGAUCUUGGCAGCAAAGAGAGAGAAUUGACUUCACAGGUCUAUGUGUGUUGCUCUUACCAGUGUCUCCGAAUGACAAAUUUCCUAUCCCAACCCACCAUAGAAGCCAUUCAGACUCUCUUGGUGAUUGGCAACGUUUUGUCCUAUAACAUGAAUCCUGGAAUUUCCUAUGUCCUGCUUGGUAUGACUCUUCGCAUGGGGUUGGCGCUUGGACUGCAUGUUGAGUCAAGUCGAUUUUCAUCAGCUGAACGAUACCGUCGACGACACACAUGGUGGUCUAUGGCAUGGCAAGACAGCCACUUUUCUCUUUCCUAUGAUCGCCCCUCCACAACCGCAGUCAGCCAACCAGAGAUUGCGUACAAAGAGGGAUCGAAACGCGGCGAUUAUUCUUACUUUGAAACUCUCUGUCGAGUCAUUUCUCUUGCACUUGAGGUUGUUCGCAUUCGCAUGCUGAGCCCACACGCUCAGUUCAGCCUCGAAAGUAUCCAAACCUACAAGGAACGCAUUUCAAAAAUCAUGAUAGAAGCAAAGCCAUACUUGCGCGACGCGCAGGUUUGUCAAACACCCACAGAGCAUUUGGAACGAGUUGUACUCAAAUUACACUCUUCCUACUUUUCUUCCGAGCUCUGCCGACCAGCUCUCAAAUCUAUGAAUGAUGUCAAUGACUCCGGCACUGCUGGCGUGCGCAGGGACUGCGUGUUGAACUUGAUGAUGACCGUCGAAGCUUACAUCGAGAUGCACAACAUUAGCUCUCAUUCGGCUCGUUCCUGGAUUGCAUUGCAGCGGGCAAUCAGCUCGGCAUUCCUUCUUGCUGUCAUCGAGGAGGCCAAAUCGGACCCGACCGUCUGGAAUCUUCUACACCAACUCGAGGGGAUCAUUGCUCAAAGAGCCAGCAAUGAAAGAGCCUAUGAAUCUGCAGACGCCGCCGCUGUGGCCGGUAUGACCUCGCCGCCCCAGGCCAUGGGAACUUACGACCCGAUCACCGGCGCCACGAAUCCACCAGGCUCUAUUGCCCCCGCAAUGAAUCCAACAUCUCCUGCUGCAAUGCCCGCCGAUACGCAAACCCAAUGGGCCAAGUCGCUAGCGAAAACUCAUCGUGCUCUACAGAAGCUGCUCACUGCCUUCGGCAAUCCACACACACGACCUGCUGCUGGAAGCGGCGGCACGCCUGCAUAUCUCUCUCAGGUCAACCUCAACCCAAAUUCUACCAACAUGGGGGCAUUUGCUCCUCCGCCUGCUAGCAUGACCCCUAGUGUCAGUUCCCUGCCACCCCCUACGCCGGAAAGCUCUGGUAGUGGCGAAUGGACAAUUCCCAAUAUCUUGGAUCGGGCAUCAGAGUACAUUCACCCUCCGUUGUGGGGCUAA
Messenger RNA from Penicillium arizonense, 2379 nucleotides. RefSeq names its product putative C6 transcription factor. The transcript has 4 exons. NCBI's taxonomy places the organism in Eukaryota, Fungi, Ascomycota, Eurotiomycetes, Eurotiales, Aspergillaceae. Gene Ontology annotation, biological process: regulation of DNA-templated transcription; DNA-templated transcription. Bases 1 to 2379 code for a protein of 792 amino acids. Gene Ontology annotation, molecular function: zinc ion binding; carboxy-lyase activity; DNA-binding transcription factor activity, RNA polymerase II-specific. The record is from RefSeq and is a predicted model, not a curated record.